Diaporthe batatas is the source of this 4667-nucleotide messenger RNA. RefSeq lists its product as uncharacterized. The record is from RefSeq and is a predicted model, not a curated record. The transcript has 3 exons. NCBI's taxonomy places the organism in Eukaryota, Fungi, Ascomycota, Sordariomycetes, Diaporthales, Diaporthaceae. The coding region runs from base 1902 to 3470 and encodes 522 amino acids.
CCCGCCGCGGGGAGAAGCGACAUCAGCAGCACGUCAGCAACAGAAGGGGAAAGAAACCCAGGGACAAAGGGAAAACACUACCACAGGACCUGACUGUACUGGUAAACAAACAUCAGCUCUCCGCGGGCGAACAGGAAAUGAGCGCGGCCUCGUAAAGCCCCACGGUCAUCUGAAGGGCCUGUGCGCAUCAUCCUGGGAUCGCUGCGACAUCUCUGCCUGGCAACGCGGCGCGAGUCGGUCCUGCGUGGAGACGGCCGACGGGCUGAAUAUCAUCAUCACACCAGCUUCUGUCAGAAUCUGGAUCCCCGGGCUGGGGUGAGCCUCGAGCCUGAACCUGCAGCUUUCUGUCUUUCGUUACUUCUUCUUUCCCCCCUCUCUGGUCGCCACCCUGUCGAACGUGGUCUGUGGCUCGGCGCAACGGCUGUGGAUUUUGACACGAUUUGGACAUGCGACUAUGACCCGGAAGACAAGUCCAGCCUGUUCACCGCCCGACCAGCUAUUUUCCUCGGCACUCCCGGUCGUGACGGGCGUCGGAGUGGAGGUGGGUACAAGAAGGUGCAGGAGUGGGAAGCUGGGCACAGGCCGAGCUGUCAUCAAGAAUUCAAGGUUCGGCACCAGCUCCAUCCAGCAGCACCAGCACCAGCAGCAGGGCAAACGCGACACGACUGGGCCAACUGGGCACUAUCGGGCUCGCACACCAUCACAACUCAGCAGUCUCUAUCCAUCCUCCUUGCCCCUGAUAGGGAGGGAGAGAGAGUGAGAGAGCGAGAGAUCGCACCAACGGAGCUUGCCAACGCGACUCACACACACACACUCACACUCAUUUGCGUGCACCUCGUUUGCCAAUUCGUCCCAACUGACCGUCACCACCCAAGCGGACACGCACGCAGCCUGCAGGAGGCACCGUCACUUGGCCGUUUAGCCUGUCCCCCAAUCUGCCUGUCUGCCCGUCUGCCCGCCACCUGCUUAAUCCUACCCGCCUAGUCGGUCCCGUCCUCGAGCCAACACCACCAGCCCCCUCGAUUUUCCAAUGCGACGGAUCGUGGCGCAUCCUUGCAACUGCCACUGUCCCUGCGACAACCUCGCCGGCCCUCAGGACCGCCCCAAUUGACAUUUCCUGCUGGCUGUUCGUUUCUCCUCUCGCUGUGUACUGCCUAACAGCUUCGACUGCCCCCAAUUGACUUUGCCUGCUGCCUUUCGUCAUCCCAACACACAAAACCUAAACUUGACUUUUCCCCCGUCACCACUCGCCUGGGUGGUGAUUCUUCACCUUGUCCACCACCAUAGUACCCUCUGGUGAUAAGGGUAAGGCGACCGCAAAGGUGACCGACCCAGACCAAUCCCCUUCUUACGACCGUUACGAACGUUACGAAUCCCCCGAUCCACCCCAGCAGCGCCAGCAGCGCCCUCUCCGCCGAUCCCAGACUCCGAUCUCUCCUGAGCAGAGCUCCAGGUCAGGUGCCUCAACGCCGCUCUCGCACCGAGGCUUGCGCCGCACCCCCCGUUUUGUUGGCACCCCGAGCCCGCCUCCAAACCAGCCUGCCUCGCCGCCGAGACGAGUUCACUUGGAGGCAGUCUCUGUCGGCAUCAGUCCCGGGGGGCUCUUCGCCACAGCUGAUCCCCAACGGACACCUGACCCACCCGCGACGAAAGAUCGGCUGCGACCCAUUCGACAGCUCUCCCAGGACUUGCUCAGCGAUCCCCUCGAGGAGGCUUCGACCACUCUCCCACCGUCCUUCAUCCCUCCAAGGAGCUCGUCCUCAAACAGAACACACCGGAAGACCGCACACCCGGCUGUGCACAUCUCCCAGCAUACCCACAGUGCGAUUCUUUGGGCCCUCGAGGAAGCGUUGAGACAGCCUAACCCUUUCACCCCGGACCUGAUCGAGGAGAACGCGUCCAUGGCCGAUCUACGAGGUGCCGGCGGCCAACCCGCCGUCACGAAUGGCUUCUCCCCUUCUGCGCCGAGGCCGACGGCUCCGCCUGCUCAGACUGGUUCCCCGUCUGGAAUCAAGGGCCCGAGGAUGAUCAUGCGCGAGCGUCAGGCGAGGGAGGAGCGGCAGCGUGCAGAGCGUGAUCGAUUGGAGCGCCAGCACGCGGAAAACGAGGCACGACUGGUUGAAGAGCAGCAAAGGAGAAUGACGGAGCGCAGGCCCUCGGCUGCUGGCGCUGGACCAACCACCGGCAUGGCCCAAGGGGCUGAUCCCUCCGCGGCCAUGCCCACCCACACGCUGGACCCCGCCGAGAACACGCAGCGCAGACAGCAACAGCCUUCGGCGCCACACGCGCAACAGCCCUCACUUCGACCCCACCAAUCGAGCCAGUCACACCGUCAGUCACGGACCUCUGCCGCACAGCAACAGCAAGCUCAUCAAUUCUCCGGUUUGCCGGACAGCGGUGGCGCCGGCGAGCAGAUGCCGAGCGCACCAGCGGCUCAGCCUGGCGACGCCUCCACGACCACCAAAGCCCAGCCGAGGAACUCAUUCCCUCAUGCCUUCGAGCGAUGGGAGGCACUGUCAGCUCACUGGGAGGGCCUGACUUCGUUCUGGAUACGGAAGCUGCAACAACACGCGGACGAAAUCGACCGAGAUCCCGUGUCAGCGCAGCUUUCCCGGCAAGUGAGCGAUCUGUCGGCAGCUGGCGCAAACCUAUUUCAUGCCGUGGUUGAGCUCCAACGGCUCCGGGCAAGCUCGGAGCGCAAGUUUCAAAGAUGGUUUUUUGAGACUCGGUCCGAGCUGGAACGGCACGAGGAGACAAAGGCGUCCCUGGAGCGGGCGCUGAGAGAGGAGCGCCAGUCCAAGGCAGCCGCUAUCCAAGAGGCAGUCGAAAAUGAGCGUGCCAACAACAAGACCCAGAAGCGCGUCAACGAGAUGCAGAAAGAGCUCCUCAUAUCAAAAGAGGAGGCGCGGCGGGCUUGGGAGGAACUGGGCCGCCGGGAGCAGGAGGAACGCGAUCGCACGUUCUCCCUGCAGCAAGGCUUACCUACUAUUGUCGGGGGCGUGCAGGUGGUGCCAAUGACCCAAGGUGUGCCCAGCAGGGGACCAAGCAGCCGAGAGUCGCGACAGGCACAGCAGCCCGAGCUGCCACCACAGCAGUCUCAGUACCCCCCGGGUAAGCCUCCCCCGCCGGCAGCCCCAAGCUCAGGCGCAGGUGGGGGCUACUACCAGUCACCACAAGACAUCGAAGAGGAGCGGCCAUACACUGCCGAAGGAGGAUCAGAGGCGGGCUACAGCGAAGAAGAAUACGAGACUCCUUCGGCGCAACCUGGCGUUAGCUACCCUCCUUCGGCCUCUCAGUGGUCCGGGACGUACACCUCUAGCCAGCCUGACUACACAGGCACUGGCUAUGCUGCUCCUGGCUGGGAGACAAUGCCCCGCCACCACCACCCAACGCGACUCAGCGACGUGCUCGAAGAAGAUGAGACGCGUAGCCGGACGAGCGCUAGCCAGAGCCAAGUCAGCCGGGCCUAGGCCUCCUCGUGGCGCUUCGCCGAAGUGUGUCGGUUCCACCGGCUACUUCCUCCCGGUGCCCGGCGGCUUCCCGACACUCCUGACGUUCAAGAUGCCGGUGUUGCAAGUUGCGGGUGGAAGAGUUCUAUGGUGCCUGACAGGACCGGUAGGGGUCUCACCCGGCGGCGCAAACAUACCUGGCGGCCGCUGGGUGCUGAGAUGUGCCCUGUCGCAUCUUUUGGUUACAUAUGGGGAGAAUUUCGGACACAAGGCAUUGGACACCCCGGCAGUAUUUUAUUGCAUAGCAUGCAUGCAUCGGCGGCAUACGGCGACCAAGGUCAUUUUUUCGUUUCAUUUGCAAUUGAGGCAGGCACGACGUGUUGUUACCAAGUGUACACGAUCGAACUGCGACUGAUACCAUUUUUUGUACGCCCACACAGAUAUUCUGUGUGUGUUCUACUCCAUGCAGCCGAGCAGUUCUUUGGGGACGGGGGUUGGGGGCGGGGGACGGGCCAGAUCUGCGCUGGAAGGAGUUCUUGUUGUACUGGAUUAUUUCUUUGGAGGACGUUUAAUGCUCCGUCGGAAAAUGGACCGUCUGAUCGGUCGAAUUCUUGGCGGAAGAGGGCGACGAGACCCGACAGCACUGGGACCCUGGGGACUCCAGACCCCCUCGGAAGGAACAUCUUCAGACCGUUGGGCCCUGGCCUGGGGCGUGAGCGCAAGUCUGGCGCAGGGAUCGAAGUGAGGAGAGGAACAUGGGCUCGUCACCCUCGAUUCCAUGCACCAGACGGGUGCCCGCUGUGGCCACUCUGGGAUGGGCUGGGCGAGACUGGCCCCCUGGGCCCACAACCUACCUGCCGCAGAGAGCUGACGCGGGCGGCACGACGGGGCGGGAUAAUAGAAGUCGGAAGGAGGUGGAAGACCAGAAGAGCGUAAUGUAAUUUUAUCUUCGUGAAGUAGCGAGAGUAUUUGUCAGAAGCCCAUGGCUGGCAGAAAGCCGGCAGCGAUGAACAAGAGGCGAUAAUCUGCACAGUCCAGGUGAAGACGCCGUGAGAGUAUCCGUGAGGAAUUGGCCGUGUGGCAUGUGUCUUUGGUCUGAGCUGGAAGUGAGGUGGACAGGGGACGGUACACACAGCGUGUGAAGUCACUGAGCUCUAGAAGUGAGGUGACCCACACUGCGGCGAGAAAUGCAUGUGGACGGAGGCGGCCGCCCCACAC